This is a messenger RNA of Engraulis encrasicolus (European anchovy), 2185 nucleotides long. RefSeq names its product aryl hydrocarbon receptor interacting protein (gene aip). The transcript has 7 exons. Gene Ontology annotation, molecular function: protein binding; peptidyl-prolyl cis-trans isomerase activity. The coding region runs from base 38 to 1054 and encodes 338 amino acids. Lineage: Eukaryota; Metazoa; Chordata; Actinopteri; Clupeiformes; Engraulidae. The record is from RefSeq and is a predicted model, not a curated record.
CACACUUCCCUGGGCGCUAGUGUGUUUGCGAGCAACGAUGGAGGAGAUAGCGGUCGGGCUUAGCGCGGAAGGAAUACAGAAGAAAGUUGUCUCCCCAGGCAGAGGAGAACUGCCAUCAUUUAUCGAUGGAACUAAGGUAAAAUUCCACUAUCGCACCAGUCUCUGCAAUGGCACUAUGCUGGAUGAUUCCCGGACAGAAGAAUGCCAGAACAAACCCAUGGAACUCAUCAUGGGGAAGAAAUUCAAACUACCUGUCUGGGAGCGUAUAGUCAUGACUAUGAGGGAGGGUGAAAUUGCAGAAUUCACCUGCGAUGUUAAGCACACAGCAUUGUACCCCCUGGUCUCUCAGUCCUUGAGGAACAUCAGGGCAGGCAAAGACCCCCUUGAGGGCCAGCGACACUGCUGUGGCAUCGCCCAGAUACACUCCCAUCACUCCACGGGCCAUCACGACCUGGACCACUUGCAGGCCGACCCCCAGCCUCUGGUCUUCACUAUAGAACUCUUACAGGUCUUGACCCCAGGCUCCUUUCAGCUGGACACCUGGGCCAUGACGGAUAAUGAGAAGUUGGAUGCAGUGCCGGGUUUCCAUGAAGAGGGCAAUGCACUCUUCAAACAGGGUGACUUGGUGGGAGCUGCCGAAAAGUAUUAUAAUGCCAUUGCCUGCCUAAAGAACCUGCAGAUGAAGGAGAGACCAGGAGAUGAGUCUUGGAUAAGACUGGACACUCAGAUCACACCGCUACUGCUCAACUACUGCCAGUGCAAGCUCGUACAAGGCCAGUACUAUGAAGUAUUGGACCACUGCUCCUCUAUCCUCUCCAAAUACGAAGACAAUGUGAAGGCCUAUUUCAAGCGCGGGAAAGCCAACGCAGCAGUAUGGAAUGAGACGGAGGCACGAGCUGAUUUUGCCAAGGUGGUGGAGCUGGAUCCCAGCCUGGGGCAGUCAGUGGCCCGUGAGCUCAGGGCCAUGGAGGAGCGCAUUCGCGAAAAGCAGAAAGAGGAAAAGGGCCGAUACAAGAAUCUGUUUGGCGUUGGUGCCACAGCCACCUCGAGCUAAAUUGUCCUUUCUGUAAGCUGUGAAUGUGGACAAGCAGCAGCAGCAGCAGCAGCGGGAAUGUGGAACCGGUGGUUUAAAAUAUAUUUUAUUCAAAGAACCUUCACACACCCCAUCUGUGCACCACACGUCCCGAUUUCACUGAACUGCAGUCACUCAUGUCCAGGAAUCAACAGAACAGGACACGAACCACCCCACAUUCAUUUUGGUCCUACUAUUGCACCGCUAGAACCUUUUGCCUCUCACGACCGAAAAAGAAUCCUGGACAGCAGUUGCCAACGGGAACAUAAUGCUGGUGGUAGGGCUUCACAGGGCCGGAUUAACAUUGCCCGGGGCCCCUAGGUUACAGGUUGUUUUGGGGGCCCCUGAAAGGCAAAUUUUCCAGGAAAAUUACAUAGACAAUGUCAUAAUUACAAGCUAGGAAUUGAGGGCAACUUGUCUACCAACUGUACUGAACACAAUAGAUACAUUUUUCAAUGUUGCAUUGGGUCAAAAUUCUGCAUUUUUCACCUCUGGCCAAUCAGGGCCCCCCUGGUAGGUGGGGGCCCCUAGGCUGCAGCCAUAUCUAGCCUGUGCGUUAAUCCGGCCCUGGGGCUCCACAUUUUAAGUGAUAAGACAAUCAGUGCGACCAGGAAGAUUGAAUACUAUUAUUCUGCUCUGGACUACAGCUCACAUCCUUCUGCUAAUAUUUACCCUCAUCAUCAGCACUUCAUGUUAUUCAUUUAUGCCUAUUUUUGUCAUAUUUAUGCUCUUUUAAGUACUAUGAAUUCACAAGCUGUUAUGUUAUCCUCUGUAUUCACUGUAAUCUUUGCGUUUGACAUUAAGUCAACUUUUGAGUGGCGUUGAAUGGAAGGACAGGGAUGCAUUCCUUGCAACCAGUUCUAGCAACCAUCCAUGUAGUUUUUUUUUUUUUUUUUUUUAAGUUCCAGGACUUGUGUUGUAAAGUAAGCUUUACCAUUGGCCAAGUACAGUGCACCAUACUUCAGUUUUAUGUUCAAGUUUUUUUUAAAUCAUAAUAACAAUUGUCAUAUUGCCUCCAAAAUAUGCUUUUAAAAUAAGGUUUCUGGAGAACCAGUGAAGCGUUUUCUUGUCAUUUGUAACUGAGAUCAAAUAAAGAGUUCUCAUACAGUUUGA